UUGGCUGCAGCACAGCUUUUAGAAACAAUCACCAUCAAAAUGACCAUGGACAAGAUUAUCUUUUAUGAGGACAGGAACUUCCAGGGUCGUUCCUAUGAGACCAGCAGCGAUUGUUCUGACAUGUCCUCCUACCUGAGCCGCUGCCACUCCUGCAGGGUGGAGAGUGGUUCCUUCAUGGUCUAUGACCGCCCCAACUACAUGGGAAACCAGUACUUCAUGAGGAGGGGAGAGUACUCUGACUAUAUGAGCAUGAUGGGAAUGAAAGACUGCAUCAGAUCCUUUCGUCAUAUCCCCAUGCAUAGAGGAAACUACAGGAUGAAAAUCUACGAGAGGGAGAAUUUCGGAGGUCAGAUGAUGGAGCUGAUGGAUGAUUGUGACAACAUCAUGGAUCGUUACCGCAUGUCUGACUGCCAGUCCUGCAACGUCAUGGAUGGCCACUGGCUGAUGUACGAGCAGCCUAACUACAGAGGCAGGCAGAUGUACAUGAGGCCUGGAGAAUACAAGAGCUUCAGGAAUAUGGGAAUGGGAGGUACAAGGUUCAUGAGCAUGAGGCGUAUCAUGGACUCCAUGCAAAACAUUUGAAUUCAAUGUCUGACAACCUCAAGCAUAACAUUUUAAUAAAUUGACGUUUUCUC
Molecule: messenger RNA, 635 nt
Organism: Hypomesus transpacificus
Lineage: Eukaryota; Metazoa; Chordata; Actinopteri; Osmeriformes; Osmeridae
Product: gamma-crystallin M3-like
Exons: 3
Coding region: 40-582 (180 amino acids)
Biological process (GO): lens development in camera-type eye; visual perception
Molecular function (GO): structural constituent of eye lens
Source: RefSeq, a predicted model, not a curated record